Messenger RNA from Arachis duranensis, 1802 nucleotides. RefSeq names its product putative pectinesterase/pectinesterase inhibitor 22. Bases 34 to 1650 code for a protein of 538 amino acids. Gene Ontology annotation, molecular function: pectinesterase activity; pectinesterase inhibitor activity. NCBI's taxonomy places the organism in Eukaryota, Viridiplantae, Streptophyta, Magnoliopsida, Fabales, Fabaceae. Gene Ontology annotation, biological process: cell wall modification. The transcript is spliced from 2 exons. The record is from RefSeq and is a predicted model, not a curated record.
CCUACUACCUUUCCACUACUCUGGCAAAUAAUAAUGGCUUUGCUUAAUCUCUUUUUCAUCCUCAUGCUUUUACCCUCAUCAUUUGAGUCUUCACUUUCAUCAGGCAUCGAAACCCAAGACCUUAACUCCAUGAUUGCACAAGCCUGUAUGAACAUCGAAAACCAAAACUCAUGCCUCGCCAACAUCCAAAACGAGCUCGUCAAGAUCGGCCCUCCAAGCCCCACUUCCGUGUUGAGUGCAGCACUCGGUGCCACGAUCAACGAAGCCAGGGGGGCCAUCGACAAGAUCACAAAGUUCACCACGUUCUCGGUGAGCAACCGCGAGCAACUAGCCAUAGAAGACUGCAAGGAGCUUCUAGACUAUUCCGUUUCGGAGCUGGCAUGGUCCAUGGGAGAGAUGAGAAGAAUCCGUGGCGGAGAUACAAGCGCGCAAUACGAGGGAAACCUGGAAGCGUGGCUAAGUGCAGCUCUGAGCAACCAAGAUACUUGCAUUGAAGGGUUUGAAGGUACGGACAGGCGCCUCGAGAGUUACAUAAGCGGAAGCUUAACGCAAGUUACGCAGCUUAUAAGCAAUGUGUUAUCCCUCUACACUCAACUCCAUAAAUUACCAUUCAGCCCUCCCAGAAAGACUAAUACUCUUAAUGUCACGACGGUUGUUGAUGAGUUUCCCGACUGGAUGAGCGACGGUGACGAGCAGCUGCUUAAGGGGAAGUCGCCCCCGCAUGGUCGUGCGGAUGCUGUGGUGGCGUUGGAUGGGAGUGGGCAUUUCCGGAGCAUCAUGGAGGCCGUUAAUGCGGCUCCGAGUCAUAGUAACACGAGGUAUGUCAUAUACGUGAAGCAGGGGUUGUACAGGGAGAACGUUGAUAUGAAGAAAAAGAUGACCAACAUUAUGCUCGUUGGUGAUGGUAUUGGCAGAACCAUUCUCACCAGCAACCGCAACUUCAUGCAAGGAUGGACUACUUUUAGAACUGCUACACUUGCUGUAUCCGGGAAGGGAUUCAUUGCAAGGGACAUGACAUUCCGCAACACAGCUGGACCAGUGAACCACCAAGCAGUGGCACUUCGUGUGGACUCUGACCAAUCAGCGUUCUACAGGUGUAGCAUCGAAGGAUUCCAAGACACACUUUACGCUCACUCACUGCGUCAAUUUUACCGAGAAUGUGAAAUUUACGGUACCAUUGACUUCAUCUUUGGCAACGGUGCAGCAGUGUUGCAAAACUGCAAGAUCUAUACGAGAGUCCCUCUCCCGUUACAAAAGGUUACCAUCACGGCCCAAGGAAGAAAAAGCCCACACCAAAGCACAGGCUUCACAAUCCAAGAUAGCUUUAUUCUAGCAACUCAGCCCACUUAUCUGGGCCGGCCCUGGAAGGAGUACUCAAGAACAGUUUACAUAAACACCUACAUGAGUGCGCACGUGCAGCCUCAAGGGUGGCUUGAGUGGUUUGGGAACUUUGCAUUGAACACAUUGUGGUACGGUGAGUAUAGGAAUUAUGGGCCUGGGUCAGCCCUUGGUGGAAGGGUCAAAUGGCCCGGGUAUCAUGUUAUUAAGAAUCCUGCUGCAGCUAGUUACUUUACGGUUCAGCGGUUCAUUAACGGUAACUCAUGGUUGCCAAGGACAGGUGUCAAGUUCACUUCAGGCUUGACCAAUUGACUCAUUUCUAAUUCCACCUCUAUACUGCUUAGCUAGCUAUUUUACUAUAAUAAUCUGGAUAUGUAUCAAUGGUAAUACUAAUAUGUUUACCAUUGUUAGGUUUUAAUUAGGUCAAUAAUUUUACCCUUUUUCUUUGACUGUUGUAGGAAGAA